Messenger RNA from Hippocampus zosterae (dwarf seahorse), 4305 nucleotides. It is a transcript of the gene insyn2ab, whose product is annotated as inhibitory synaptic factor 2Ab. Lineage: Eukaryota; Metazoa; Chordata; Actinopteri; Syngnathiformes; Syngnathidae. Gene Ontology annotation, biological process: inhibitory postsynaptic potential. Bases 441 to 1820 code for a protein of 459 amino acids. The record is from RefSeq and is a predicted model, not a curated record. The transcript has 6 exons. Gene Ontology annotation, cellular component: postsynaptic density.
CCCAAGCCCCAUUCGGAUUACAUAACAGCUCAGUGUCAAAUCAUCCAGUCUGUGGAGGACAAGUUAAGGGGGUCUUCACCGGCGAUGCGGACCGCCGAGCGGACUCUCCCCAGCAGCUUCCAUGCCAUCCCCCUCCACUCCUCAUUCCUCCUCCUCCUCCUCCUCCCCACCCGCCAGCCCACCCUCUCCCUCUCCCUCGCACAUACACACUCGCACUCAGUCAUGAAUGCACAGGGAUUGCAGCAGCGGCAGCAUCAGCAUCAUCAUCAGCAGCAGCACCCCGAGAUGGAGAUCUCCGCUGCGAGCGCCCGUAACCGCUGUCAACGCACCGGCUGCCUUUCCGGCUGGACGCAAGCGCGGCGCCUGACCAACGCGCGGAUGGACACGGGGGAGAGGCGCUCGCUUGUCCUUUGCACCUCUGAUCUGGGUCUCAAGGAAAUAUGGUGAGCAAAGAGGACGGCAAAUGCAUGGUUGCGUCAGACUCCGAUGACUCCGAUUCCGACCUCGCGCACAACCUCGACGAUCAGCAGGUGAAGAAGAAAAACAAGGCCUUGCAGGUGCGAUUUCAGGAUAUCUGCGAAGCGCAGCAUGAGUAUCGAGGAAAGCACACCAGAUCCAUUUCCUGUAAAGUGACCCACCGACGGUACAUGACCAUGCCCGCCAGACGAUCCAUCCCAAACGUGACCAGGAGCACCGGCGUGCAGACAUCGCCGGACCUAACCAAACGAUACAAAACUUUUCCCUUUGAGAGGAAAAAGGGCCACACGUUUAAACACGCCGCCCUGGUGGAAGAUUACAGGGGACACAAUAAUGGCUUUUUGAGUGACAUAAAAGCAGUCGGAGAUGACGGGCAACCCAUCGGGGUGACUUCCAAGUGCGAGGGUAAGAUUGUGGGGCAGACCAAAGCGUUGCUCCAUCACACCAACGACAGCAGCGAGACGGAGGAUUUGAUUUGCGACGCCAACUGUGUGGACGGACCCUCUUGCACGGACUCGCAUUUCUCGCAAGACUCCCGUCUGAGCAACCCUUCGUCCAAAAGUGAACCGGAGCACCAGGACUGCGGCACAAGGACCAAACACAAAGGAUUACACCGAGACGAAAGUGAUGCCGGUGCCUCCUCCAAGCGUCAGCUGGCUACUUCGGACUUAGCGAAGGGCCGGGGCCCGGUCGCGUGGAAUUCUUUGACCCGAGUGGAGUCUUUAGGGAGCCCCUCCAAGGCUUGCAAAAGAAAAAAGGGAGCGCAGCCGAGCGAGCAGCAGUCACAGACGUUCCCUCACAGCGCCAAAUGUUCGGCGCAGUCGGAAGGACCGUGUCGGACGAGGCACACGUCGGCGUCCUCUAAACUGCAGCAGACGCCGGGGACGGGCGCGGGCUUCCCCCCGGGAAAUACCGGAGCAGCUCUAGGCGUGGGCGGCGGCCAGCAGAUAAUUCCCUUAUCGGAUGACAAGGAUAUCAAAGCACAGCUGCAGGCGAUGGAGACGCUCAUCAACUCCAGCCAGGAGACCAUCAAGGUCCUGCUCGGAGUUAUUCAGGAGUUGGAGAAAGGUGAAGCGCAGCGAGAAGGGCUCACCUACCGAACAGGACAAGACACGGCGAACUGUGACACUUGUCGAAACAGCGCAUGCAUCAUUUACAGCGUGGAGUUGGACUUUAAGCUGCAGGAAGACAAGCUGCAACCGCUGAUGAAGAGACUUUGCCCCCAGGACAGCCGACAAAGUCCCGCCCUGCCUUACUCCAACGAAGUCUUCACAUCCACUCCCAAACGCAAGUCCAAGUCUGACUCUAAGAAGCACGCCCGCUGGAAACUGUGGUUCCUUUGAAUGGAACAUGAAUGCUUUGGAAACGGCCUUUUAUCGGGCUCCCUAAUAUCUCGUCUCAAAACGGAUAAACGAAAAUUCCGGAGGAGGAACCAAGCCAAGAGGAUGGAUAAGAGUACAGUAGAGAACCGUUCAUUUUUGCCGGGUUUUGAGCUGAGACUGCACGGCAAGUCAGCGGGGAGAAAACAAAACACACAAAAAUAAAUUUAUCUUUCAAAUUAUGCCAAACUUUUUUCUGGCUCAUUAGCUGGGGAGGACAAAUGAACACCUGCAAAUCUAGCAGACCGCUUGGCAACAAGAGGAGACGCCACGUGAAAGGGGCUUGGGGGCCGGGGGGGGGGGGGGGGGCUUUGAUUGGUGAAGGUGUAAGCGUUGAACGGACAGCACCUCCGGCAAAGCACAACAAUUGACUAUUUACGAGGAACACGUGUCAAGCACUGACGUUCAGCACGGCGCUUCCCGCUGGGCCGAGGACUCGCCUGCCGCUUUUUCGUCUUCUGUCACUACUUUGAAUUCAAGCUCUCCGUGCAAACAACCAACCGACAUCGCCUUAGACAAGACAUCAUGUUUAUUCCCACUCCCCAUCCCCCUCCACCGCCACCUUAAUGGAUGGUACACAGAGUUCAGAAUGUAUGAAUGUUUUUUUUUUUUUUGCGCACUGGCUGUGUUUACUGCACCGUAAAGGAUCUUCUGCAGGCUCGACUGAGCAGCGACAUGAUGGAGAAAAGGUGCUUGAAUUUUGUAGUUUUAUGCCUCAGGUGGAGUUGAGGUGAUCAAGUCAGGGUUAUAAAAAUAGUCGCGCAUGAACCAGCCGGAAAAAAAAAAUUAAUAAAAACACCCUGCAGAAAAUAUACCGAGUUAAUACAGCCACAGCCAAUAUUUUCAAUUUUAAUUAACGUAUUCAUAGCAAAGAUAAUGACAAUUUGGCAGAGUGGAAAAAAAAAAGGCAUGAGUGAGUCUCUCCUUCAUUUUAAAAAAAAAAAGGUAUUUUCUGGAUGAGCUCACGUUUUUAACAAAACAUGCAUACAUACUGUAUUUGUAUUUUUUGGGGGGAUGAUGUGAUGCUUUGGAAGUCCCGGUGGGAAGUAAAGGCUGUUUUUGAAAGGCCUUCUUGAUGUUGUGAUGAUCAUUUAUCGCAUGAUGAACUUGUACUGAAAUGCCACUGUUCUCCUCCGGAGGCAGCAGUGGGUAGAAAUCAAUGUGUUCACGCUUGGGCGCAAGCUUAGGAAGUUUUUGUUUUCAUGGAUGUCACAAUAUUCUCUUACCAUGUCACCUGCAGAUUUCUCUCGUAUAUAAACGACUGGAGGAUGCCAAGAGGAAUACAUUGCGAUCUUCUUUACGACAUAACAUUUCUAGUUGCCGUUCAGUCGCUCAAACUAACAAUCUCAAAAGCAGAAUUGUAGCCAAGCAAAGAUAUAUAUUUUUUACAUGUACCCAAUGUGGCCGUUGUACUGAAAGAGCAUGCUGUCACAAUGCCGGUACAAUAAAGCCAGGUACUACUUUUAUCCGAGUGAAGCCCCUCAACCCAGUUCAACAUAGUUCCCAGGUACCAAAAUCCUGCAAGAUUGUAGCAAAGCACUAAUUAUGUCUCAAUGAAGCUCCUCGUCGCACUUCAAUGUCUUUCCGUGGCACCAAAAUACCCAAAGAGGGUGACAAAGCUCUACUUUUGUCUCAAUGAAGCUCAUCAACUCGCCUUAAAAUUGUUUCUCAGCACCAAAAAUGCCACGAGACAGUGGCAAAGCUCUGCUUUAGUCUAAGUGAAUCUCCUCAAUUUAGUUUCACAUAGUUGGUGGGCACCAACAUGCCACCUGGUAGCAAAGCUCUACUUUUGUCUAAAUGAAGCUUUUCAACUCACUCAAUAUAGUUGCUUGGCAUGACAAUGCUAGUAUAUGGAGCCAGAUGAGGUGGCUUGGGCAUCUGAUUCGGAUGCCUCCUGAACGCCUCCCUGGUGAGGUGUUCCGGGCAUGUCCCACCGGGAGGAGACCCCGAGGAAGACCCAGGACACGCUGGAGAGACUAUGUCACCCAGCUGGCCUGGGAACGCCUCGGGAUCCCCCGGAGAGAGCUGGAAGAAGUAGCUAGGGAGAGGGAAGUCUGGGCUUCCCUGCUAAAGCUGUUGCCCCCGCGACCCGGCCCCGGAUAAGCGGUAGAAGAUGGAUGGAUGGAUGGUGGCAAAGUUCUGCUAUAAAUGAAGCUUUUCAACUUCAAAAUGGUUCUUCUGCACCAAAAUGCUUCAAAUGGGGGCAAAUCACUACUUUUGUCUGAAUGAAAUUCCUCAUAGUUCUCUACUUUUUUUUUGUCUUCAACUCACUUCAGCAUGGUUCCUCGGCGAUGAAAUUCCACAGAAUGGUGGCAAAGCACUAAUCUUAAUGAAGCUCCUCAACUGAUUCUACCAUAGUUCCAUAGCAACAAAGUGCCCAAAGGUAGCAAAGCUCUGUUUGUCUGCAAGGAGCCCCUCAACUCACUUCAACAUAGUUCCUUGGCAACAA